Messenger RNA from Scatophagus argus, 2546 nucleotides. RefSeq names its product caspase recruitment domain family, member 9 (gene card9). Gene Ontology annotation, biological process: regulation of apoptotic process; positive regulation of canonical NF-kappaB signal transduction. NCBI's taxonomy places the organism in Eukaryota, Metazoa, Chordata, Actinopteri, Scatophagidae. The transcript has 13 exons. The record is from RefSeq and is a predicted model, not a curated record. Bases 141 to 1781 code for a protein of 546 amino acids.
CACGGACGGACAGAGAGAGGGACACAGAGGGGGACAGAGACAGACAGACAGGUGUAUCAGACAGUGACGGUGAAGUUGUGUACAAACUGUUGUCAGUACACAGUGUGUAGGUGAUACUCGGUGUGUGUACUCAGUGUGUGAUGGAAGGAGUGUGUGAGGACGACAUCUGCUGGCUGCAGCUCGACGACUUCAGGAUGCUGCUCAUCAAAACCAUCGAACCCUCCAGAAUAACCCCGUACCUCCGACAGUGUCAGGUGAUCAGUGCUGAGGAUGAGGAGCAGCUCUUUAACGACCCGACUCUCGUCAUCAGGAGAAGAAAAGUCGGAGCCCUGCUGGACAUCCUGCAGAGGACGGGGAUCAAAGGUUACACGGCCUUCCUAGAGAGUCUGGAGCUGGACUAUCCUCAGCUGUACAGCCGCAUCACCGGGAAGGAGCCCAACAAGACCUUCAGCAUCCUCAUUGACACAGCAGGUGAGUCUGGUCUGACUCAGUUCCUGAUGUCAGAGCUCAGUCGUCUGCAGAGGGCCCUGCAGGAUGAGAGGAGGCGUCGUCAACAGGCCUGCUCCGUCGCUAAGGAACAGGAGGUGUGGUCUCGGCAGCAGCAGCUGAGGGACCGUGAGCUGAGGAAGCUGACUGAGCGCGUGCAGAAGGUUCGGGAGGAGCGGGACCGCCUGAGCGAGGAGGUGAAGCAGCUCAGAGAUCACAACUACAGUCUGAUGGCCGACAUCAACACUCUGAGCCAGGAGAAAAGCAACGCGCUGCUGGCCAACAGAGACCUGCAGAUAGAGGUGGAGCGGCUGAAACACACCGUGCUGCGAGCUGAAAGUCAGACUCGACUGCUGAGACGACGAACGCUGAGGCCGCUGCAGGAGGUAGAGACGCCCGCUUCGCUUGCUUUCAUCAGCCAAUCAAGCAGGAGUCUGGCUCUGCCCACAGAGACCUUCUUCCAUCCCAGCAGACUGGAGGAGCUGAAAGAGGAGAAACAGGACAGGCAGCAGGAGGAGAAAAAGGAGGAAAAGAAGGAGGAGAGUCCAGCUCCCCUUCAGAUGACCCUUCUCGCUACAGUGUUUGGACUGAGGAAAGACCUCCACAGAGCCGAGGAGCAGAGAGCCAAGAGCGUGGAGGAGAAGGAGGAGCUGGAGCUGCACUGCACUCAGCUGAAGGGAGACGCCCGAGUGUACCGUCAACGAAACAAACAAACCCUGAGACAGCUGGAGGAGGUGAUCAGAGAGAGAGACAAGGCUCUGUCGUCACGGGCGGAGCAGCAGGAGGAGGUGCGUCUGCUCCUGCAGGAGAAGGAUCAGUACAGAGAGCAGGUCAGACAGCUCACUGAGCAAUCUGAUAGGCUGGAGCUCCUCCUGCUGAGGUCACAGGCAGAGGAGCUACAACUGAGGACACGCCUCCGUAGACUCACCUGUAACACUCACCAGUGUGAGAGGAGUGUGAGCAGUGAGGAAGAGGAGGAGCAAACAGAGAACAUGGCUAAAGGCAGCAGUGAGGAGAUCCGUAGCGGGACGUCGGGGGAGAAUGAGGAGGCGGUGGCGGCAGCAGCGCUGCAAAAGCAUGACUCUCCUGAGGGAGGCGCCGCUGAAUGUGAACAGAAGCCCGGCACUGCUGCAUCAUGGGAGGAGGAGGAGACAGACGGCUGUCGGACUUCCAAAACGCGACCAAACUUCUUUUACCGCAGGAAGCGAGCGGUCAGGUCCAAGCUCGGCUCUAAGGAGUACACAGCCGGUAACCUUGACGACAGCAGUGGCAGUGACAUCACCGACUCUGACUGAACACAAGCUGCCAUCGUAUAAAGAAUCAAAGUGAAAUCACUUCUUUCACUUGUGUUUUAUAUUUCAGUCUGUUGCUUUCUGAUCUUCAGUCAGAUGAGAAAGAUGACGUACGUGAUCGAUUAUCGUUUGGGUUUGGAACGUUUCUCGUAUUCUCAUCCCGCCUAUCAUCAUGUGUAGGCACGUACAGACACAAUAAUUUAAAUAUACUAUACGAACGCUGCCAUCUUGUUCUCAUGAUGUUUCAGCCCCAUUUUAUACAUCAAAUAACUAAUUUAAACAAACUGAUCAGAAAAAUGAACACUUGAACAAACACCAGUGUGAUAAGGACUGCCUAAAAUGACAGAAACCAUCUUUAGAAAAAUGUUUUUGAUGUACACUUUGAAUUUUUAGUUUGGCCCAUCUGCCAACAUGAGCUGUACUGCAGCCAGCCACCAGGGGGCGUCCAGGUGGGCUGUCAGUCAUCUUUAUAUCCUGUCAGUGCUUUUAUCGCUUGCUUUCAUUCCUAACAUUUGAAUUGUGCUUCUACAUGUGUUCUUACCUGCGAGACAAACCUUUUCUGCAGGAAAUGUUGAUUCUUGACUAAUUUUUCUAUUAUAUAUUCACUCAUAAAUUUAUUAUAUCACAAAUUAAUCUGAGCAGCAGAAAAUAUAAAUAACAAGCAAAGGUAAAUAAAGAAAACAAAGGGAGCAGCACCUGAUCCACAAACUAACCGGUUGAUCCAGUGACUUUUACUUUUUCGUUGUUCACAUUAAACUUCAGUCACCA